Messenger RNA from Lates calcarifer (barramundi perch), 984 nucleotides. Its product is annotated as olfactory receptor 11A1-like. Gene Ontology annotation, biological process: G protein-coupled receptor signaling pathway. The coding region runs from base 1 to 903 and encodes 300 amino acids. Gene Ontology annotation, molecular function: G protein-coupled receptor activity; olfactory receptor activity. Gene Ontology annotation, cellular component: membrane. The record is from RefSeq and is a predicted model, not a curated record. NCBI's taxonomy places the organism in Eukaryota, Metazoa, Chordata, Actinopteri, Centropomidae. The transcript has a single exon.
AUGGUAAAUGCAACACAGGUUUCAUAUUUCACUCUAAGUGCCUACUUUGACACUGGUGUUUUAAAAUAUUUAUAUUUUGUCAUUAUUUUGUCUUUAUAUGUUUUAAUUCUUUGUGCCAAUGUGUUGCUGAUUGUGAUUAUCUGUAUGAACAGAAGUUUACAUGAACCUAUGUACCUGUUUCUGUGCAGCCUGUUUGUAAAUGAACUGUAUGGUAGUACAGGGUUGUUUCCAUUCCUUCUGCUUCAGAUCCUCUCUGACAUUCACACUGUUCCUGCUUCUUUUUGUUUCCUGCAGAUUUUCUGUGUUUAUACAUAUGUGUGUGUAGAAUUUUUUACUUUAGUCAUCAUGUCUUAUGACAGAUAUCUCGCUAUCUGUUAUCCUCUACAAUAUAACACACGAAUGACAACUAAAAAAGUUGCAGUGCUUAUUUUUGUAACAUGGUUAUUUCCUUUUCUUGCGAUUGUUGUUUUGAUAUCUCUGAGCGCACCUUUGCAGCUGUGUGGGAACAUUAUUAACAAAGUGUACUGUGGAAACUACUCCAUUGUUAAACUGGCCUGCUCUGACACCAGAGUAAAUAACAUUUAUGGACUCAUCUACACAGUUAUAUCAAUCAUUAUUCCUCUCAUUUUAAUUCUUUACACUUACAUGAAGAUUCUUAAAGUUUGUUUUUCUGGUUCUAAACAGACCAGACAAAAAGCUGUCAGUACCUGCACACCUCACCUUGCUUCUCUGAUCAACUUUUCUUUUGGUUGUUGUUUUCAAAUAUUACAGAGCAGAUUUGAUAUGACUGGUGUACCCAUUAUGCUGGACAUUUUGUUGUCAUUAUACUUUCUAACAUGCCAGCCUCUUUUUACACCUGUUUUGUACUGGGCUGAAAAUGUCCAAAAUCUGUACCCUUUGUAAACGUCUGUUGUGUGGUGAAGUGUAGGUCAGUCUGCACAUCUGUGCUGUUCAACCAUGAAAAAGCAAUGAAUGAAUUCCUUU